Molecule: messenger RNA, 2669 nt
Organism: Cynara cardunculus var. scolymus (artichoke)
Lineage: Eukaryota; Viridiplantae; Streptophyta; Magnoliopsida; Asterales; Asteraceae
Product: probable C-terminal domain small phosphatase
Exons: 6
Coding region: 970-2253 (427 amino acids)
Molecular function (GO): phosphoprotein phosphatase activity
Source: RefSeq, a predicted model, not a curated record
UCAAUCAAAUCUCUGGUAUUUCGAUCAAAAUCUUUGGAAUUGUUUAUCGUUUCCUUUCCUUUUAUCUUAUCCCGAUGUUCUGCUUCUCAUGUUUGUUUAUAUUUCUCCAUGAUUUCGACUUCGAUUGAUAUUUGAGCUGGUUACUUAUGUCUAGAUACAUAAAUUGCUUUAAAUUUCACUCCAUUUGCACUCUGAAGCUAGGAUUUCACUUUGAUGUUAGCUUUUGGUAUGCUUCAAUUGUGAUACUAUGUUUUUUUAGUUUUUUGUUUAUUUGCAUCAAUUGUUAUGGAACGUAAAGUUCAAUGUAGAUGGGAAAAUGUUCUAAAUUUGUUAGAAAAUUCGUAUCGAAAUUGAGGUUGAAGUAACUCUGCUUGAUAUCCUCACUCAGAGGGAAUUGUUUUUUGAAUGGGAGUAAUGCAAGAGGAGUGGGAUUUUCUGUAGUGGAGAGAACUGUGAUUGAUUUUUUCAUAUGGUUAAUGUGAAAUUAGGGUUCUUAGUUAUUAUCUGUGAGGAUUAUGUUAUUGUGUACAGAUACUUAUUUUGUUUUUUAUGCUUGUUGGUAUGUUGCUUAGACAUUUUAAAUUCUUCCCAAACAUGUUCAUCAUCAUGGCAUCUCCAGUCAAUGGAAAUCAACGCAGGUGCUACCAAGCUGAGUAAAUUGCAAGAAAGGAAUAAAGAAAGGUUAAGGUGCAAGUUUAGAAUCAGGUUCCCAAAAAAGAAGCUAUUUGAAAUCUGGGAGUAAAGAGGAAGUUCCUUUUCAUAAUGUUGACUGGAUAAACAGUCAUCAUUCUAGGAGAGUUUAGUAACAGGCCCAAGGUGCAAACACAAGUGUCAAUGGGAAAAACUCAGUGUCGAAAAAGAGAAAGAGGUAGGAAUUGAGAAAAAAAGGAAAACUUUUAGACGAGUUGAGGCACGAUCACAGUGGUUGACGUGAAGGGUUUAGGGUCGAAAAGAGAAGCUUACCCAAAAAUGGCACAUGGUGAGACGGGUGGGACAGAAAUUAUUGAUGUGAAGACCUUAUCAAAAGGAGAAGAUUACACAGAAAUUGUUAAUGGUAAGAUCGGCUUAAGUGGAAGCACAAGCCUUGAUGCAAAGAUGGUGUCAAAAGUAGAAGAUUAUGUAAAUAUUGUCAAUAGUGAGACAAUCACACCUGCAACCACAACCCAUGAUGCGAAGUGUACAGUCUUACAAAAUGAAAGUAAUCAGGUAUCAGAGAUAAGGAAACCGUCAGUAGUUGAAAAUCUGAAUUCUCAAUCCAUUACAGAGGACUUGGAAACUGCAAGUAUUGAUGUGAAUGAUGAAGCAUCAAGAAAGAGAAAGAGGCAACUUGCACGUGACAAGAAAGCGGCUAUUGUCAUUUUAAAUCCCCAUGACAAUAUAGGAGAUACUGAAAUUGCCAACAGUGGGUCUGGACAUCUUCCAUCACUUGAAGGACUUGCUGCGCAAUCUCAUAUAGAUGGCGGUAAACAGAUCGAUAAAAAUAUGGUUAGAUCUCUUUAUGCAAAGAUGACCAUAGAAGAUGUAGAAAUCCCCAAGGAUCAGAAUCUUGGUGAUUCCUCUUUGAAAGAUUUUGUGAUGAGAAAUCACGUUGCAAUGUCGAGGAAAAAGCUUCUCGUUCUUGAUGUAAAUGGUUUGCUUGCUGAUAUCAUUUUUCCCCCACCAAAGGAUUGUAAAUCCGAUAAAAAUAUUUUAAGAAGGGCAAUAUUCAAGAGACCCUUCUUGGAUGGUUUUUUAGGAUUUUGCUUCGAGAAUUUUGAGGUCGCCAUUUGGUCUUCAAGAACCAGGAAAAUUUUAGACCCUGUGGUUGAUUAUUUAUUGGGGGAUUUGAAGAAGCAGCUGUUGUUUCUUUGGGACUUAUCCUACUGCACCAAUUCAAGUGCAAGGAGCCUUGAAAACAAACAUAAGUUUAUAGUCUUCAAGGAGCUGAGGAAGAUAUGGGAACAAAAUGGUCAUAAUCUUGCUUCUGAGAAUGGAUAUUAUGAUGAAUCAAAUACAUUGUUGUUAGAUGAUUCUCCAUAUAAGGCAUUGCUCAAUCCUAAGCACACUGGAAUUUUUCCCUUGUCUUACAGCUACAUGGAUAUAAAUGACAACUCUUUAGGUCCUGAUGGUGAUCUUCGAGGCUAUCUGGAAGGUGUGGCUGCAACUGAAGAUGUAAAGAUGUAUUUACAGCAACACCCAUUUGGUCAACCCGCAAUAGAUGAAACAAGCUCGCAUUGGGCCUUUUAUUCUGGGGUUCUUGAGCGUGACCCUUAAUUUAUCUCACAUUUACUGGAGUUUGGUAGCCCAUUUCAUACAAGAUUUUCAGAACCAACUUCUGAAACCUGCCCUUUUACAAGUUUGAUGGAACAUUUAAAAUACAAGAAAAGUAGAACAUACCCAAAAGGAGAAAAGUUAGGGAGAUAGGACUGAUCUAAAUGCUUUCAUUUUGUCAACCAAGUCAGGUUCUUGGGAGGUGGAAUAAUGCAAGUGCUGAAACAUAAAGAUGAACCUCAAAUUUCAGGAUGCUCAGAAGCAUAAAACAUCAAAGAUCAGGUAAUUAAAUCUCAAUUCAUCAUAGUUUUCUUUUGAAAUGUAAUAGAUGCUGAACCUUAAACAUAUUAUUGUAGCAGUCAAAUUAUAAUUACUUUCAUUUUGUUGCGACAUGUGAGGCUUUCUUUAUUUGCAUUAAG